AUGAGAAUCUUGCAUGGCUUAGACUGUCGACGUCAAGUUGCACUUGGAAGGUUCAGAAAUGCUAUCAAUUCUACUGGAUGGAGUUUUCUAGAAAUUGAAACAAUGCCUGGUUUUUCUCCGGAGGAACAAGCAUAUGCAGCUGGCGUUCUUGAAGGUAAUUUGUCUAGUCUAGUUAUCAACUAUCAUCUCCAAAACACGGUAAACGAUGCAUGUAAAAACUAUACUGCUUAUUGCAAGCGACUGCAAAAUUUUAUGCGUGAAAAUAUGCAAUGGAUUAAACGAGCAUUGGCACAAAAAAGUUCUGAUGAUAUUUAUUGGGCUCAAGUAAAUCGAACAUUGUAUCAGUUGACUGGCGUUUAUCAUGGCUAUGAUGGUACACCGCUGUCACCAACAAUCUCUUUUGAUAUACAUCCUAUUCUCAUGAUCAAUUCCAAUGGAGAAUUUUUUGAUUUGGAAAAAAAAUUUAACAAAACACAGGAUCCGACAACUGAAAAUGGAAGAUGUUCUGGUUUGGUUAAAGUUGCACUGAAUAAUACAGAUCUGUUUUUUUCGCAAGUGACAAUGAAUGGUUUUCACUAUAUGACGCGUGUAUUAAAACUCUACAAAUUUUCUUUUGACAAAAAGACUGUUCCUGGACAUACCUAUUCAUUUUCCAGCUAUCCCGGGAUGAUCUAUUCGUCUGAUGAUUUUGUUCUAUUAAGUUCUGGAUUGGCUGCUCUAGAAACUACAAUAAAACUGUUCAACAACAGUUUAUAUAAUCUUAUCAAAACAGAAGAACAGAUUCCUAUGUGGAUACGGGUAAAAGUUGCAAAUGAAUUAGCGAACAAUGGUAGUGAAUGGUGUAAAAUAUUUUCGCGUUACAAUUCUGGUACCUACAAUAAUCAGUGGGUUGUUGUUGACUAUAAAAAGUUUAAACCAGGAAAAGAAUUACCCUAUUUUGGUUUACUCAAUGUGCUUGAACAAUUGCCUGGUCAUAUUAUUUAUCAAGAUCUUACUUGGUUUCUUCGAAAGUACAGCUAUUUUCCAAGCUAUAACUUGGCUUAUUUCAAAAAAAUUACAAAAAUUAGUCGUCUUGACAAAUACGCAGAUAUUUGGGGUGACUGGUUUCGUUGGGGUAAAUGUCCACGUGCACUGAUCUUUGAUCGAGACCAUCAUAAAGUUGUUGAUUUAGAUUCAUUCACCCGAUUAAUGAGGUAUAACGAUUAUACUCGAGAUGAGUUCAGUAGAUGUAACUGUACUCCGCCAUAUUCAGCUGAGGCAGCAAUAUCUGCUCGUGGUGACUUGAAUCCAGCAAAUGGCACAUAUCCAUUUAGCGGAAUGGGUCACGUUAAUCAUGGCGCUUUAGACUAUAAAGGAACAAAUUAUGCGUUAUUUAAAAACUUAAGAUUUCGAGCGAUUGGUGGCCCAACCUAUGAUAAUGUUCCUCCCUUCAGAUGGAGCACUUUUGAUUUUAACACGAAAGUCAAACAUGUUGGCCAGCCUGACCUUUGGAAGUUUGACCCCGUUGAAACGAAGUGGGAAACUCCAGAUGUCAAAGCAAAUUUGUAA
Messenger RNA from Enterobius vermicularis (human pinworm), 1548 nucleotides. The record is from the annotation of a GenBank genome assembly. NCBI's taxonomy places the organism in Eukaryota, Metazoa, Nematoda, Chromadorea, Rhabditida, Oxyuridae.